AUGACGGAUCAGAUCACGACGAUGGAGGGCGCGAUUCGCGCGGCCGAGCAGACGCUGGAGCACAUUUUCAACCCCAACUUGGAACAGGACAAGCGCAUUCCCAUUGAUCUUCUGCACGAGGCCAAAGGGUUAGCGUUCCUCACGGUGAUCAAGAUUGGCCUGAUCUGGACGGGCAAAGUGGGUACAGGCGUCGUGAUCUCGAAGCUGCCGGAUCGUCGGUGGUCGGCCCCCAGUGCCAUUGGGACUGCGGGCAUGGGCUUUGGCGCCGAGAUGGGCGCGCAGCUGAUUGAGUUUAUGAUCAUUCUGAACUCGGACUUGGCGGUCAAGAGCUUCAUGCAGAAGGGACAGCUCUCGGCCGGUGCGAAUUUGGAGUUUGCUGCGGGGCCCUAUGGUCGCGCCGCGGGUGCGAAUGCCAACUUUAGUGCUUCGGGCAUUGCUCCCAAUUAUACCUACAGCCACAGCAAAGGUCUGUUUGGCGGCGUGGGCUUGCAGGGAUCGGGGAUUGUCGCUCGUGCUGACAUUAACAAGAAGUUUUACGGGCGGGACAUUACCCCGACGGAGAUCUUGACUGGAGCAGUGGACCAGCCGGCUGCUGCGUCUCAGCUGUACGACGCACUGCAGCGCAUUGUGAGCAUCCCGCCGUCGGGUAAUGUCCAGAACCUAAAGCAGAAGCUCAUGUCGCCGUUCACCGACCGCAUGCCUGCUGCUGCUGUGGGACCGGACGUGCAGCUCGUGUACGACCGCGUGCUGCACCUCAUUGAGGGCAUCUCGGGUCGGACCGGCGUCGACGAGUUCAAAACGAGCUGCAAGGACUAUGGCCAGAAUCGCUGCACGGACAACCAGUUUGUGGACUACUUGAGCAGCAAGUUUACGGCUGAACAGACGCUCGAGCUGGUGCCGGAAAUUGUCAAGCUGCUGCAGGAUGCUGACAAGCGGAAAUACGUCUGGGAGUACUACCUCAACGUCAAAGCGCAGUCCCGAUCGGCCAAACACGCCGCGACGUCGCCCUCGCUCUUUUAA
Messenger RNA from Hyaloperonospora brassicae, 1020 nucleotides. The record is from the annotation of a GenBank genome assembly. NCBI's taxonomy places the organism in Eukaryota, Oomycota, Peronosporomycetes, Peronosporales, Peronosporaceae.